UAAUCUCGGGUAGCAUGCUCCUAGGGUUAGGAUUGCGCAGGUUCUGCUUCCCUGCCAGCCGUUGGCGUGCUCCCGUUUCCCAAGUUUCCCCUUUUUCCGUGUGCAGAGCUUUAUGCCUUUUCCCCGCUAGCCCUUUCUGCGGCCCUAGAUAUUACCAGGUGAUAACGCUGUAGCGCUUUCUGCGGUCCUAGAUAUUACCGGGUGAUAACGCUGUAGCCCUUUCUGCGGUCCUAGAUAUUACCGGGUGAUAACGCUGUAGCGCUUUCUGCGGUCCUAGAUAUUACCGGGUGAUAACGCUGUAGCGCUUUCUGCGGUCCUGGUUGGUUAAUUAGUUCUUCGUCAUGGCUCCGCAGCAUCGCGCGACGCGGAAGCUUCGCGACGCCUUAUCGGCGCGCAUUGAGGCGUACGAGGCGGCUCAGAUGGGUCGUCAGGCCGACAUGGCUCGGCGCGCUGCCAUGGAGCAGAGAGCUGCCAAGGACGGCCGGCUAGCCGGCAGCAUUGAUGGUGAAAGCGGACGCCCGGGCGACUGCAGCGAAAAUAGCAGCGAGUGUAGUAACCGCAUUAAGGAAAGGGUCUCACAUGCACGGAAGAUUGACGAAAUCCUGCCGUCCGUUCCCGAAGACGCGCCAAUCUCACCGUCCGAUUCGGACGACUCUUCAGCAUCGCGUCAGGAGAGGCAGCUCCCCCCGUUUCAAGGACUCCGACGACGGCCUGUGGGAUCCACCGCUAGUAGCACAUCCCGCAUUGUGGCAUUUGACCAUGCGUCUAGCACUGACCAAGCCUCUCCGUCUUCCUCCUCCACCUCCUCCUCCUCCCCUUUCUACCAAGGCGUGUCGCUCUGGGCGCGGAAGUGGGCGCAGAUAUCGGCGCGCUUGGCGUGGCUGCUGUUCUGCCUCGUCUCGCACGCGGGCCACGUGGCAAACGACUUCACCCUCCUCCUAGGUUUUUUCCUCACCGGGCAGGUGCUAACGCUGCCCGGCGCCGGGGCCUCCACGUCGCAGCACCUCCACCUGCCCGUGUUCGGUGCGACGAACGUGCACAUCGGGCCGGCGAAGGGUAACACGUCGGCGAAGUUUAUUCGCCCGGGCGUGAAGGGCGGCAUCAGCAUCAGCCGCAUGUGCAAGAACUGCGCUUCGUUCGUCAUGUAUUCUGGAUGGAACAUGCCCGGAUCGCUGGUGACGUGGCAGAUGCUGCUGGACGUCGUCACUGCUGUCGCGUUAUUGUCCAUCCCGAUACAGCUCUACGUCUUCGUCAAGAGCUCCAAGAAGUUCCCCUACCAUCUGCUCAUCUUGCAGUUCGGCGCGUUUGUUACCACCACGGGCCUCACCCACCUGCUGGAGCUGUUCUCCUACGGCCACCUCCCUCGCUUCCUGCUGCUGGGCAUCACGGCGUGCAAGCUGCUGUCGGCGCUCAUCAGCUGCUGCACCGUGCUGCAGUUUGGCAUGGAGCUCAGCGACCUCGCCAUGGUGCACGAGCGGACCGUGCAGCUCAAGAGCAAGACGGAGGAGAGCAACAAGGAAGUAACCAGGUUGAUGGAAGCCCACGAGGUGGAGCAGCAGCUGCGGCUGAUCGGCCAGCGCAUCCGCAGCACGCUGGACCGCGGGGUCAUCAUCAGCACCGCGCUGCUGGAGCUCCGGGAUCUCCUCGGCCUUGAAAAUGCCGCGCUCUGGCUGCCCGCGCCCAACGGCCGGUCGCUGGAGCUGACCAACGAGUGCGAGCACAGGGUUAACCCCAUGCUCACGUUGAUUCCGCUCAAGGACAAGGUCGUCACGCAGGUGAUCGCCAACCGCUCUGCCAUGGUCAUCCCGUCCUCCUGCCAGCUCGUGGAAUGCUCUGCUUUGCCGCCCCCCCUAGGCUCGGGCCGAACCUCUGAGGGAGGUGCAGCAGCCGUUCCGGUAACCCUGGCAGACCCACAGACCCCAGGGGCGAGGAGCCCCAAGGACUGGGCGGUGGAGUAUGGCAUGCUCGUGCUGCUGCUGCCGGGGGAAACUGUGGAGAAGGGGAAGGGCGGUGUGGGCGGAGGCGGAGGCGGAGGGGGAGAGGGCGGGAUGAAGAAGUUUCGGCAGGAGGUGUUGGAUAAGGUCGAUACUGUGGCGGAACAGUUAGCGGUGGCUCUGCGCCAUGCAGGUGUGUUGGAGGCGAGUCGCCAGGCGCACGAGGUGCUGCUGGAGGAGGGCGAGCAGCUCAAGCAGGCCAAUCUGGAGGGCAAGUCCGCUGUCAAGGCCCGAGACAACUUCCUGCAGGUGAUGAAUGCGAAGAUGCGCACGCCCAUGCACUCCAUCACCGCCCUCUCCUCCCUCCUCGCCGAGUCGGACCUCAAUGACGAGCAGCGCUCCAUGGCCGAGACCGUCGCUUUCUCGUCCACCCUGCUGGCGUCCCUGCUGUACGACAUUCUGGAGUUCUGGCGCCUGGAGGAGGACAACAUGAAGCUUGUGCUGGGGCCCGAGCAGUUCGAGCUGCCCGCCCUCGUCACCGAGGCAGAGACCCUGUCGUCCCCCAUUGCCAAGGACAAGGGUAUCAUGCUGACCUUUAAGGCGGACCCGAACCUGCCGGAGAGCGUGGUUGGGGAUGGGAAUCGGCUGCUGCAGGUGCUGCUCAAUGUGAUCAACAAUGCCAUAAAGUACACCAACACGGGCACCAUAACCGUGAUGGUGGCCCCUGAGCGCAUGGAGUGGUCGCGCGACGGGUUUGUGCUCAAGGCGGAGGCGGGGCACACGUUCAUCCGCUUCGAGGUGAAGGACUCGGGUGUGGACCUCAACGCUGCCGACAUCCCGAAGCUGUUUGACAAGUUCCAGGAGGACGAGACCAAGGGCAGCCGCACGGGGCUCGGUUUAGCGCUUUCAAGGAAGUUCGUGCAGCUGAUGAACGGGCACAUAUGGAUGGAGAGCAACGGGCGGGGCAAGGGCGCGACGUGCAAGUUCCUAGCGAUGCUGAAGCUCGACACGGAGGGCAGCGAAGGCAGCGAUGAGGACCAGGACGAGGGGCCUGAUGUCAACUUCUUCGCACUCAGGAUCAUGGUGGUGGACGACAACAUGGUGAAUCGCCUCGUGACGAAGCGGCUGCUGGACCGCAUUGGGAUCUCGACACGUGUGGUUGAGUCGGGCAAGGAGUGCCUGCGCAUUCUGGCGGAGGAGCAGGACGAAGAGAAGUACGACGUGCUGCUGCUGGACCUCAUGAUGCCCGAGAUGGAUGGGUACACGGUGGCGAACAAGAUCCGCACGGAGCUGAAGCCGGAGCUGCGGCCGAUGAUAGUGGCGCUGACGGCGAACGCGGACGAGACGACCAAGGACCAGUGCCUGCGGCACGGCAUGGCGGGCAUGAUCACCAAACCCAUCUCGCUCAACGCGCUCAGGGACGUGCUCGGGAAGAUGCUCGACCAAAACGCACGCAACAACUGAGGGCAGGGGGGAGGGGGGAGAGCCAGGGGGGAGGGGGGGAGGGGGGGGAGGGGGGAGAGUACACUCGCAAGGGGUUAAUGAUGUGGGUUGCUCUUAGGUGCAGGGCUGACGUUUCAAAAAAACCCCCCCUGACCUGUCGACUAAAAAAAAAAAAUUACCCUGAGGGGUCUGUUUUUAAGAAAUGCCUACCCUGAAUUGUCAGUGCUAAAAAAUAUGAAACCCUGAA
Molecule: messenger RNA, 3624 nt
Organism: Closterium sp. NIES-67
Lineage: Eukaryota; Viridiplantae; Streptophyta; Zygnematophyceae; Desmidiales; Closteriaceae
Source: the annotation of a GenBank genome assembly